AUGCAGGGCUCGGGACGUCUGGUUCAGCAUGACAAGGCGUUCAAGGGGUCGCGUGUGGGGCACCGGGCCUUUGACAACUCCAACUCGAAGCUGAUGCAGCGAAUGGAGCGGGAGAUGCGCAACGAGCUGAAAUUCAUCCCCGAUCGGCUGAGCGACCCCCUCUUGGAUAUUGGAAAUCUGUCGGACCCCUACGCGCUGCCGGGGGGCAACAGCCGGGGGGCGCAGCAAGAAAUCGGCCAGUCCGGGCUGCGGAAGAAGGAGGGUGUGACAGUUGAGGAGUGGGACGACGCGCUGACUGUGGGCGAGCUCAAGGAGAAAUAUGCAAGGCAGUUUUGGCUGGAGGAGCUGCAGGAGCGUGCAAUGGACGUCCACCACGAGCAGCGCAUGCGCGGAACCGUGCCCAGCUACGGGCAGGCUCUCGCGCUGGGCAACCUCAUGGAGCAAAUGCACCUCGAGGAGGACACGGUUGACGCGGACCAGAUCCCUACCUGGAUCCGGGCCCACUUCAUGAUGGAGGAGCGCUGGGGCGAGCUGGAGGCCGAACACCAGGCCGCCGCACAGGCAGUCCAACUCGCAGAAUCCUGGGGCAUGUCGGCGGAACUGCAGGACAAGAUCGACAACUUUGACCCGUCGCUGUUCGAGGGCGAGCCCGACACGCCGGCGGAGCCGGACGUGAUAGACCAGCUGUUGGACGGCGUUCUCCCCGGCACGGCCGGUUUUGUGGACGGCGGGCCAGCGCAGCGCGACUACAUGAUGGACAUCCUGCCCGAGGGGCCCGACGAUGAGUGA
This is a messenger RNA of Coccomyxa subellipsoidea C-169, 789 nucleotides long. RefSeq lists its product as hypothetical. The coding region runs from base 1 to 789 and encodes 262 amino acids. The transcript has 7 exons. Lineage: Eukaryota; Viridiplantae; Chlorophyta; Trebouxiophyceae; Coccomyxaceae. The record is from RefSeq and is a predicted model, not a curated record.